AUGGCGAAUGCGCAUGAAAUGUUCCUUGGCCGAAAUUUCAAUCGCCGAUUUCGACGACGAAUCCACCAAAUUUUCAGCCGACCGAUUGCAGGUGCGUUUUGGCACCAUAAUGGAAUGUGGAAAUGCAGGAGAUAAGGAUGGAGUGCAUCGUGUCUUGCCGGGUCAAGAUUGAGCCCAACUUCGGCCCGAAAUGGGCGAAAAUCGGCCGAAAUGCAACGUGAGAAGAAGCUCUUCAGUCUGCCCUGCAGUGAAGCAGAGCAGCUCCCAAGCCAGUUGGACCAGUCGACGGAAAAGUAUGAACCAGACGUGCAAAGUUUGCGGCGAGGCGGCCGCAGGAUUCCAUUUCGGGGCCUUCACUUGCGAAGGAUGCAAGUCCUUCUUCGGGCGGACGUACAACAACCUGUCGAGCAUCUCGGAGUGCAAAAACGGCGGGCAGUGCGUGAUCAACCGGAAGAACCGCACCUCGUGCAAAGCGUGUCGGCUGCGCAAGUGCCUGAUGGUGGGCAUGUCGAAGAGCGGCUCGCGGUACGGCCGCCGCUCCAACUGGUUCAAGAUCCACUGCCUCCUGCAGGAGCAGGCCAACAACAACAACCAGCAGCCGGCGCUGAGUCCGCAGUCGCUGCUGCAGAACGCCGUCAUGUACCAAAACGCCCUGCAGACCUACCUGCCGCCCUCGAAACGCACCGACGACAUCCUGAAGCAGGGCUCCGUCGACGACGUCCGCAGCACGCCCGACUCGCUGAUGGACGACGACCAGCAGUUCAGCAAGUCGCCGUCGCCGUCCAGCAGCAACGACAAGUCGCCGUCGCCGCUCUUCCCUCCCCUCCUCUUCUCGCCCUUCCUGCGGCCGGCGGCCGCGGCCGCCGCCACCUCGGACCACCUGCGACUCCUCGCCCCCCACCCCGACCUGCUCUCCACCCUGGCGGGGGUGGCCGAGGGGCAGGACGAGCCCAUCGACCUCUCCGUCAAGUCGGUCGUCCUGACCAAAAAGGAGGAGGCCACCAAGGUCACCCCUCUCGACCUGAGCAAAUGAAAUCAAAACGUCACCACUCGUAUUGGCACCCAAAGUCCAAAACUUUUGAGAGCGAUUCAAUUAUAUUACAAACUUGCUCAAUGAUAGGAUAAAAAUUCAAUCUUAAAAUUUGUCACGAAAUAGAUUUUGAAUAGAAAAACUUCAAAUUGGCUAACCUGGAAAAGGUUAAUAUAGAUUGUGGUAAACAAAAAUUUGUAUCUGAAACAGUUUGACCCGCACCGGCAAUUUUAUUCUUUCUCAUUUACAGAAGGUAACUUCAAACUAGAUACAAAUAAUAUUCAUCUGCUUUUUCCGCAAAAUUAAUUAAAAAUUAAGGGAAGUUAAUCCUGAUUAAUUAAUUUACUUACAAAAGCAAUGUGCUAGCAAGGUUUGGUCAGUAAUAUUGACUUCUCCGAGGUUGAAAUACUUUUGUCGGAAAAAGUCAAAAGCCCCUUAAGGGUGCUAAUUUUUCAUCAAGAAUUUUAUCUGCUUUUAAAAUUCACCAAAGUGCGUCUUUAAAAUAAAAAAUAAGCAGUCUUUGAAAUAAUUUCUGACGGGCCGGCCCAGAUCAGAAAUAAUGUACCAGUUGCUUUUUUUUAACCCAAUUCGAAUUAUUAAAAAAAAAUUGUUGAAACUUUUUUUUUUUAAAUUGAACAGCCAAAUUUGAGUCGCUCCCGUGUUUGAUUUCCAUUUGAUUAUUGGAAACAAAAAUAAUGAAGCCAACUGUACACCUACAUAAGAUUAAAGUAUUCCAGCACUGAUUAAAAAUGAGAUUAAAUUUUUGCUCUGUGCUCUUUUUUGCGUAUGUACUAACCCGACGGAUGUUUUGCGAUAAUUUGAACUAAUUCAGGUGCAACUAAUCUGCAUUUGCAUGGAUAGCAUCACAUUGUAGUGGCGUCACCACUUUCUUUCCUCCUUAAACUCGGCGCGUUUUCCGCUCCGUUAAAUUUAUUACCACAGAAAGAGGCAGCCGAGCGUCCACUGAACACAACGAAAUUGAAAUUUUCCCCAGCAUUAAAAAAACUGACCCCUUCGAUGUGAACUUUUUAUUUGUAUGAAUAGUGGUCGUGAUUUGGAGGAAAGAAAAUUAUUUGAAUGCCACGUCUCUCUUUCUCUUUUGUAUUGUUUCAGCGUUUUAAGACUGUCGAUAGGGAUUAGUAGGCCAGUUUUGGUUUUGACAACCAUGAACAAUUGUUGUAUUAUUAUUUUUAUACAUGUCAUACAUUCUUUCCAUCUCUCUCUCUCUCUCUCUGCCGCGACGCGAUUUACCUGCUCACGUCGUGCACAAUCGAUCGAGCUAAUAUGCAUAUAAUUAUAUAUUUUUUUAACUUAUUGAUGAUGGUUGUGAAAUAUCAAAUAAUGUGUUUUUUAUAUAUUACAUAUAUUCUCGUGUAAGAAUGUCAAGUGUUCUAUAUGCUUUUAAGUUUUUUGUAUAAGAAGAAGAUGGAGUGCUUAGGCCAGUAUUUGUAUGAGAUUGUACAUAAAAUGUCUUUUGAAAAUAAAAAUAUGAACUCCAAAUGUGUAAAA
Molecule: messenger RNA, 2539 nt
Organism: Neocloeon triangulifer
Lineage: Eukaryota; Metazoa; Arthropoda; Insecta; Ephemeroptera; Baetidae
Product: nuclear receptor subfamily 1 group D member 2-like
Exons: 4
Coding region: 191-1033 (280 amino acids)
Biological process (GO): regulation of DNA-templated transcription
Molecular function (GO): zinc ion binding; DNA-binding transcription factor activity; sequence-specific DNA binding
Source: RefSeq, a predicted model, not a curated record